This is a messenger RNA of Postia placenta MAD-698-R-SB12, 294 nucleotides long. RefSeq lists its product as hypothetical. The transcript has a single exon. The annotation marks the transcript as partial. Gene Ontology annotation, molecular function: GTPase activator activity. The record is from RefSeq and is a predicted model, not a curated record. Lineage: Eukaryota; Fungi; Basidiomycota; Agaricomycetes; Polyporales; Adustoporiaceae. Gene Ontology annotation, cellular component: GATOR1 complex. Gene Ontology annotation, biological process: positive regulation of autophagy; negative regulation of TORC1 signaling.
CCGCCUCCUAUAAUCUCAAAUCUGCAAGAGCGGGUUCCAGACGGCAUUCAAGCAAAACAUUAUUUCGAAUAUGCAUUGCUCCGCAAGCACGGUUUUGUGUUGGACAUCGAGGCCGCCAACCUCUAUCCCGAUCAGAUCGACGUUGUGUAUUCUUACCGACGCGCGCCUGUUAAGUACUCACAAUGGGUUCAUCGAUCUGGAGUGGCCUUCGUGCAGGUCCUGGGGGCAUCGGACGGCUUCCUGUUCUUGACCAAUCGUCUGAUGGCGCCCGGCCGCAUUGGCACAGCAAUCAAG